AUGAAGUUUAAACCCAUUGGCGGAAAGCAAGAUUUUUAAUCUCAUUGGGACUGGCAGGAGAUAGCUGCAUUGAACAGUUUCACAAACUCAAAUACUCAUCAUUGCAAGAUCUGUGGCAAGAAAUUUCAAAACAUUGGUUCUCUAUACAAACAUAGAGAUGUUCAUAGGGGAAAAACCCAAUGUCCUAUUUGUUUUGUGGUGUACAGUCGGACUGGGGAUAUGAGAAGUCACAUGAAAUUGAAGCACGGAGGCUUAGUUUGGCGAGGUGGACGACCUCCUGCGCGGAAAGGCAAAGACUCUUCAGAGCCAGGCAGCAAACGUAAGUUUGUAUGUGUGGUUUGUGGAGCUGCCUACAGCCAUGCAAAAAGCCUGAGCAGCCAUCUGCGUUAUCAUGCUGGUGAGACUGAGUGUCAUCUGUGCCAUAAAGUUCUCAGUCGAAGAACUCACGUUACUCGUCAUCUGAUGGUCAAACACGGGAUCAAAUUACCAUCUCGAAUCAAGAAAGAACAAGAGUAGAAAUCUUUCCAUAGACAUAUUAGAACUUUGUGUUGUGUAAUUCAUCAGAGUGCAUGAUUAAUUAUGUAAUGAUUAUUGAGAAUAUAUUCCUUUAGCAUUUUGUAUACAUUAUUUGUCUCUUAGAGCUAGUGUUUGUGAAAUUGUUAAAACUAAAUUUGUCCAAAAUUGGAACUUCAAACAUGCUCAUGAAAUGAUGAUAUCACUGUUGUCUAUAUUUCCAGAAAAUUUAUGAAUGUCGUGCAAUAUAGAUUAUGAAAGAAGGAUAGUAUGUAGCACAAAGUGCAAUUCACAAAAGAAAUAUUUCAUUUUAGACCUGAGAAUUAGAGCUGUAACAUAUAACAUUUUAGAUAGUGCCUUGUAUAGAGAAGUAUGUAACUUUCAAGGUUUUGUUAACUGUAUGUAAUGAAUAGAUAUUACUAUUAGAAUUUAUAAGUUUUUACAUCUAUUAUGUACAUAUUUCUUAUCCUUUGAGGAUAAUAGAAUUACAACAUUGAAGUUUAUGUUCAGCUGUAGUGAAGUCACUGUGUCAUUUAUCCAGUGUAAACAUUUAACUAAUUCUUUUUAUAUUUGUUGCAUCAGCUUAAUUUUUUCUACAUGUGUCCUUACUAUUUUAAACUUAGCUCUGAAGUUGAGGAAAUGUUAACGUAUUGAUUCAUAUGGUAGAAAUGAGGACUACAUGAAAACAUGUACUAUUGCAUUAAUUGAGUCAGAUGUAAAUUGGUGUCAUUUGUAAUCGCCUGUGUUCUUUUUGAGUGUUAAUACA
This is a messenger RNA of Gryllus bimaculatus (two-spotted cricket), 1279 nucleotides long. NCBI's taxonomy places the organism in Eukaryota, Metazoa, Arthropoda, Insecta, Orthoptera, Gryllidae. The record is from the annotation of a GenBank genome assembly.